Messenger RNA from Dromaius novaehollandiae (emu), 5184 nucleotides. RefSeq names its product plakophilin 2 (gene PKP2). Gene Ontology annotation, biological process: intermediate filament bundle assembly; heart development; cell-cell adhesion. The record is from RefSeq and is a predicted model, not a curated record. Gene Ontology annotation, cellular component: nucleus; plasma membrane; adherens junction. Bases 193 to 2694 code for a protein of 833 amino acids. The transcript has 13 exons. Gene Ontology annotation, molecular function: cadherin binding; alpha-catenin binding; intermediate filament binding. Lineage: Eukaryota; Metazoa; Chordata; Aves; Casuariiformes; Dromaiidae.
GAGCGGGCGGCCCUGCCCUCGCCUCCCGCCGCGGCGGGGGAGGAGCGCGGUGUGGGCUGUGCCUGGCACCUGCGCGGCGGGCGGGGCCGAGCCCGGGGCCGCGCCGGGCGCCGCCCGUGCCUCCGCAGCCGAGCGCGGCGCUGAGCAGGCGGCGGCGCAACAGGUACCGCCGCGCCGCGACCGCCGGCGCCCAUGGCGGCUCACGGCUCCGCCGCCGAGCAGGGCUACAUCCGCACCGUGCUGGGCCAGCAGAUCCUGGGGGAGCUGGACAGCUCCAGCCUGGCGCUGCCCUCCGACGCCAGGCUCAAGCUCACGGGCGGCCGAGCCGGCGAGGAAAAGACGCUGCGGCUGCACCGGCAGGUCCAGCAGACGCUGGCCAGGAAGAGCAGGGGAUCGCUGGUGAACGGCAGUUUACACCGUGCUUCCAGUGUUCCAGAACAUGUUUAUAACAUGGGGAUUACUGAAAAUGAUUUUGUACCAAGAGCUCAAUAUGGUUUCUCAUAUUAUCAGUCAAACCAGGUGGCUUCGCCAACUUCUUAUACAAAUGGCUGGGGGACUAGAACCACUUACAAGUCAAUGGAAGAGAGAUCUCAAAGGCAACCUCUGAAGAGAUUAGAGAUUUCUCCCCAACGAGGCCCUGAGAGAUUAGCAUAUGUGCCCAAUGAUUUUCACUAUGACAGAGGGAUUCAAGCUGGAUUCUCUAUGAGGCAUGGAGAUAGCAGGAGAUCCAAUAUGACUGUCCCACCAAGAUAUGCUCGAUCUGAGAUUAUUGGUUACACUCUUCAUGAUUCAGUGAACAGGGGACGCUCUUUUAAAAGGCAGUCGCGCAUGGGAGCUGUUAAUGACACUGUCUUUGAUGGUGUCCUCCCCAGCCCCACUGUACCUCUGCACCAGCAAGUAGGCAACAGUCGCAGUAUGACCAACCUUUUGGAGAAGGAGAAUUACCUGACCUCAGGCAGUGCAACAGGACAAGUCAGAUCACCAGUUGCUUCCUAUAUUGGGUCUCAGAACAGGCAAUCUUUGAGGUCCAGCUGGCACCAAACUACUUUCAGAAGCACACAGACCAGGAGGGAAGCUUCUCACCCAGCUUCAAUAACCAGUGUUGCUGCAGAAACAGAUGGGAAGAGAAGGCCAUUGACAGCUGCUAUGGCGGCAGCAGGGAGAAAUGGUCUCCUGCAGAGUGAACAAGUUGCCAUCAAUGGAUCUCAGCUAGGAAGCCCAGAAGGCGAGAUGACUUUGGAGCAUGCAAUGGGCAUAUUGAAGAGUGAAAAUACACAGACGCCAUCUAGGGUUCUUGCUGCAGUGACUUUCAUACAGCAUGAGUGUUUCCAGAAAGCAGAAGCCAGAAGAAAAGUUUUCUCACUUGGUGGUAUCCCCAAACUUAUACAGCUUCUGGAUGUUCAGAAUGAGGACAUUCAGCGGGCAGCAUGCGGCGCUCUGAGAAACUUGGUGUUUGAAGACAAUGACAACAAGCUGGAAGUGUCGGAGCAGAAAGGGAUCCCCCUCUUGCUCCGUGUACUCCAAUACACCAGGGAUGUAGAGACUAAAAAACAAAUAACAGGUUUGUUGUGGAAUUUGUCCUCCAAUGACCAGCUGAAGCACCUGUUGAUUAGAGAAGCGCUACAGACACUGACGGAAACUGUUCUCAUUCCCUACUCUGGCUGGCCAGAUAGAGAUUACCCAAAGUCAAGUGUCUUACCUGACCCUGAUAUUUUCUACAAUGCCACAGGAUGCCUGAGAAACAUGAGCUCUGCUGGCCCAGAAGGAAGGAAAAAGAUGAGAGAAUGUGAUGGAUUGAUUGAUUCUCUUGUGUAUUAUAUUCAAGGAGCUAUUGCAGAUCAUGAGCCUAAUGACAAGGCCACAGAGAAUUGUGUGUGCAUUCUUCACAAUCUCUCCUAUCAACUAGAGUUAGAGCUCCCUGACAGCUAUGCCCAAAGCAUCUAUAUGCAAAGAAGAAAUAUGUCUACCAGUGAUAAAACACCAGGCUGUUUUGGAACACGGAGCAGAAAAGUGAAAGAGAAGCAACAGGACACCCCACUACCGGAGGAAAAGAGCAAUCCCAGAGGCGUAGAAUCACUCUGGCAUUCCACACUGAUCAGGAUAUAUCUUUCCUUAAUAGCAAAGAGUACCAGGAACUAUACCCAGGAAGCAUCCCUGGGAGCACUUCAGAACCUCACAGCUGGCACUGGACCAAUGCCGUUUGCAGUGGCCCAGACUGUAGUUCGGAAGGCAAAUGGCCUUCCGAACAUUCGAAAUAUGCUGCAUGUAAGCAACCCGACGGUGAAGAAAACAGCAGUCUCUUUGCUCAGGAACUUAUCUCGCAACGCCUCUCUGCAAAGUGAUAUAGCUAGAGAAGUUUUGCCUGAUUUGGUCUCGAUACUUCCUGAUUCUGUCCCAGAGUCUGAUACUGUUUAUGAAACCACAGCUUCCAUCUGCUACACCUUGUACAAUUUGACACAGAGCAGUUCCCACAAUGCGCGGCUUCUGCUUAACACUGGUGGCCUACCAAAGAUUAUUACCAUCAGCAUGAAUGACAGUAACAAGUUCAGCAAAGCUAGCAGGGCUGCUUCCCUUCUCCUCUACUCCUUGUGGUCACAUACUGAUCUCCAUAGUGCUUACAAAAAGGCCGACUUUAAGAAGACAGAUUUCAUCAAUAACAGGACGACAAAAGCCUAUAACUCUCUAAAAGAUUGAAUCAGAUCAUAACACCACUGAAGAGGAAUGAGAUAAUACAUCAAUUAAUAUAACUGUCUUCACACAAUUGGUGUUUCCACCACAAACCAGGAAGUAUCUCAGAAAAAAGAGGCUGAUUUUAUAUAAGACUUGAGUGACCAGAGGAUAGGUGUUCUACCUUUUUAAUCUGAAUCACAUUGUUGUCACUUGUAUAUACUAAUAUAUGAAUAACCAAAGACGGAUUCUUCAGGAUGUCUGAGGCAAAGUUUCGUUCAGGUUUACCACUAAUCAGAGCUUCACAUGACUGCCUUUAGUCUAACAGGCAUUUAUGCAGAGAGGUUUGAAAUGCUGAUUGGCAGCAAAUUCUUUACACUGCUUUACACAGAUAGAAUUCUACAGUGGGUAAGCAUCAAGUGCGCUGCUCAGGACAUAGUAAUUUUUCACCUUUUUGUUUCUUCACACAUGUUAAAUAAGCAUCUCCAGACUUUGUGAGUACACACAAGAAGCAGUUUCACUACCUGCAUUAUGAAAGCACCGAGGAAGUUAAAACGAUUAUUUUUGUACUGCUUGUAUUAAUGUGCUCACUGGUUCUUAAGCCUCUUUGCUUUGAGAUUUCAUCAGCAACAACAAAAAAAUGAUAGAUUUUACAUAGGUCUCAUCAUGCCUUGCUCCUCCCAUCCUCCCUCACACAGCUGUUGGAAUUGAUGACUGUGUCCAGAAAGGGUUUUAAAUAGAACCAGUGUCUGUCAGAAAGCUGAACUUAAAUCCAUCAUUCUUUGUUAAUUGGUAGAAGAGGUAGUUGCUAGUGAUUCAGUGAUUGUUUUAAGAAAAAUGCAUUCUCAAAAUAAUUCUGUUGAUAUUUAUAUGUAGUCAAGGGGGUGUAAUCUUGUCUUUAUUGUUGAAGAGAGAGAUGCACACACACACACACACACACACACACACACAAGAUUAGGAUCAUGGUUGCUUAAGGAAUUCAUCUGAUCCUGCUUCAUAUUCUCUUACUUGAAAUCAUGAUCCUCCCUACAGCAAAUACCUGCAAUGUGACAACUGAAGGAGUAUGUCUGCACAUGUGGGAAUAGGUAACAGGAGAAGACAAAUUCCUAAGCACCUGAAGACUGUUCCCAUUGAUCCUAGGAGAGGAAGAGAGGAGAAGCACAAAACACACAUCUGAUACCUUUUGUAAGUGAGAAUUAUCUCAACAAACCAGCCAUUAGAUUGUCCAUUAGACCCACUGGACAUAAAUAUAUAAAGCUGGAUUAUGAGCUGACAUGAUCUGACAUUACUCUGAUGGAGUCAGGGGAGCUAAGCUACAUCCAUGGCAACCAAGGUUUUGGCAUAUGUAUUUACAGGCCUUCCUGCAACACUGUACUGUACCCCGACUCUGAAUUGGUGGUACAGGAGCUAUUACAGCUGUUCUUAUCCAGAAGGGGAUGCAUAAUUGUUAGAGCCAGGGCCUCAAAGAGGAGAGCAUCAGGCCUGUUCGUUUUAACACUCUUGACCAAAGUUUUAGCUCCCACCAGAAAUGCAGCACCAGCAGACUGUGACAUUGCAUGAUGCCCAGAUGUAUCUGGUUAUCAGGGAGCUAAAUUCUGCUUGCAGAUGCACAUAGUUCUCAUUGACUUCUCAGGAAGUCACAUAAGUGCAUCCAGAACAGAACAUGUCCUGGAAAGUUAAACAAACAACCCUGUUUUCCCAUCACAGAUCAUUUUCAUAGAUUUGUUAGUCCUUUUCAUUUGCUUUGAAUAACUCAUAUCAAAUGCAUUCCAGUAGGAGGUUCUAAAAGUACUAUUGUUUUUUUAGAGGUCAUUUUCAAAAUACUCCAGGUCCAAAACCAACACAGGGGAAGGGAACUUACAGCACCUCAUGUAGAGGAAAGUGUUUUGUUUUGUUUUGUUUUGUUUUGUUUUUUAAUGUGACUGAAAACAAACAAUUAAAAUCUAACCUUUUCUUCUAAUGUGUUAACCCAAAUAAGACUUCAUAUACCAUAAAUGAAUAAACACCAGGAGACCUGGACUAGUCUACUUUUACUGCCCAAAAAGUAGUAGUAGGCAAAAUUAGUAUGCAAAGAGUAAACCUAAAGACAGAGUAGCACAGGAAUGGAGAACUGCAGUCUAAAGAUCAAGAAAGAUGCUUUUAGAAAUACUCAAGCAUUGGUCUGUGAAAUUCAGUCUGUUUAAAAAAAAAGAGAAAGACCAAUGGUGGGUGGUUUUGGAUCUCCUACUUAGUAUGCCUAACUGCCAGUCAGAUGUAAUUAAGAAUAGGAUGCUAACUUUUGGGGCAGUUUUUAUUGUUAGUGGCCCUUUAAAAUCACAAGAGUGUUCAAAAAUCAUGAAGAGGAAUGUCAGGCCUGCCAGCAAUUGAAAGGUUAUAAAAAGGGGUGAGAGACAAGGACACACCUUAUUACAGCUGAUUUCCUACUUGUAUGCAAUCAAAAACAUUUCAGCAGGACUCCAAAGCAAGCAAGAAUGUUAAAGAGAGAAAUAAUAAAGCAUUCUUUCUAAUGGAAAAAAA